Messenger RNA from Pneumocystis murina B123, 3174 nucleotides. RefSeq lists its product as hypothetical. The coding region runs from base 1 to 3174 and encodes 1057 amino acids. Gene Ontology annotation, molecular function: phosphatidylinositol deacylase activity. NCBI's taxonomy places the organism in Eukaryota, Fungi, Ascomycota, Pneumocystomycetes, Pneumocystales, Pneumocystaceae. Gene Ontology annotation, cellular component: endoplasmic reticulum. The record is from RefSeq and is a predicted model, not a curated record. Gene Ontology annotation, biological process: endoplasmic reticulum to Golgi vesicle-mediated transport; GPI anchor metabolic process. The transcript has 10 exons.
AUGUCUGUUCAAAAGAAAAACAAAAAGAAACAGUUAAGAAAACUAUCAUAUAGAAAUAUGGUAAUAUUUUCAAAUAAAAUGUUCUUGCUUCAGUUAUGGAUAUUUAGAAAGAUUUGUGUAAAAUAUAGAAAAAAAUAUUCAAUAUCAUUAGGAAUUAUGAUGAUUGCAGGAUUUUCUAUUGUUAUGUUAAUUAUGAUGAGUUAUUCAUUUAUAUAUCUUCAAAAGGAUCAUUCAACAUGUGUCAUACCAGCUAUGUAUCCUUCGUAUAUAAGGUUGUCAGGAUUUGAUAAAAAAUAUAUAAAACAUGGUAGAAAAUAUGGAUUAUAUUUAUAUAAAGAAAGAAAAACAUUAAAUGUGCAUGAUUUUGAAGGAAUUCCAGUUCUAUUUAUACCAGGAAAUGCAGGAAGCUACAAGCAAGUACGUAGCCUUGCAUCAGAAGCAGCAUAUCAGUUUUCAGUCUCUAAAUUAGAUCCAUCAUUAGCUGAACAUGAUUCAAAAAAUCUUGAUUUUUUUUCUGUUGAUUUUAAUAACGAUUAUACAGCAUUUCAUGGCCAAACGCUUCUUGAUCAAGUGGAAUAUUCAAAUGAAGCAGUUAAGUAUAUUUUAUCCUUAUAUCAAGAGGCACAAAAAAGAAGAAACAAUACUUAUGGUUAUAUUCCUAAAUCAGUUAUUGUAAUUGGUCAUUCUAUGGGGGGAAUUGUAAUUCGAGCUAUGGUAAUGAUGCCUAAUUAUCUUUCUGGUUCUAUCAACACGAUUAUUACAUUAUCAACACCACAUUUGCUACCACCUAUUCUUUCUGAUCGAAAAAUGAAAAGUAUAUACGAUUCUGUUAACAAGUUUUGGCUACAGUCAUAUUUUCAUAAGAAUGAAUCUAAUCCACUACAUGCUGUUAGUUUGAUUUCUAUCACAGGUGGUAAUUUGGAUACAAUGGUAUCAUCUGAUUAUUGUGACGUGUCUUCCUUAAUUCCUAAAUCACAUGGAUUUACUGUAUUUUCUUCGUCUAUCCCUAUGGUUUGGACUGGAAUGGAUCAUCAAGCAAUUUUGUGGUGUGAUCAAUUACGUAAAGUUAUUGUUAAAUCUUUAUUCGAAAUUAUUGAUUUUAAAUCAAUUAAUCAAACCAAGCCAUUAUCAUCUCGUAUUGAUAUUUUUAAGAAAUAUUAUCUCUCUCCUACUGAAAAUUCAGCUAAAAAACAAUUUUUACAAGCACCAUUGAUUAAUCCUUUUUCCGGAGGAAAUAUACGAUAUACUGUUUUUUCAUUAAAAAAGAUUUAUAUAUUAAAAUCUUUUAGAACUAUAUCAUCCAAAUCGACUCAUGUAUAUUUUCUACCAAUUUUUCCUAAUAACAUUUUUAAUUUUACUACUCUUUCAUUGCUUACUGAUCAAAAGACUAUAUCAAGAAAUGGUGAACAACAAAUAGAUAUAUUUUUAUGUAAAAAUGAUCCAUCAUCAAUUAAAGAUUCAAAUAUCCAUAAAAAAUCAAUGAAAAUAGAUUUAAAGACACUUAAAUGCAAAUAUUCUGAAGAAAAUAUCGUUUAUUUGCCGUCAAAAAAUGGCUUAUCUAACUCUUAUAAUCAUUUUUUUACAUAUCUCGAAUAUUCAAAUAAUCAAUUCAAUGAUUACCAAUUCAUUUCAAUAAUAAAUAAAUCAAAUAAUACUAGAAAUGGCUUCCUGGUAGCUGAGUUUUCUAAUAAAAAUGUAAUACGAGUUCAACCUGAAAUUACUACUACAAAAUUUUUAUGGAAUAGAUUUCGCAUAGUCUUAGAUGCUAAUAGGUCAUUAGUUUCAGAAAUUAGUAUUCCUAACAUUGAUAAUAGUCUUUUUACUUACAAAUUAAAAAUGAAUUCUCUUGCCUGUGAUAAUUUGAUUUUUUCACCAAUUAUUAGGCAAUAUAUAUCUAAUUCAUAUGAGUCUAAGUACUUUGUAAAUACAACAAAAAUCGAUGUCAAUUUUCAUGGAACUGCUCCGUUUAUGCCACCUAUUAAUGAAAAUAACGCAAGACGUGGAUUGAACAUACAAUUUUGGUUGGAUCCUACUUGUAAUAAGCCGCUUAAUAUUUUAAUAUCUCUUGAUCUUUAUGGUACUUUUGGGAAACUUAUAGUAAAAUUCUGGACAGCUUUAAUAGUAUUUAUGUAUGUUAUAAUAUUUUUAUGUUUAAGAAAACAGUUUAGAAUUUAUAAUAAUUAUGGAAUUUUUAUUAACAUUAGAAAUGCUUUAAAACUUUUUAUGCGAGACACUUUUUUAACUUUAUCUAUAAUGACAUCCUUUUUGUUUCUUUGCUUGUCUAUAUUUCAGUUUUCUAGAACAAUAAACAUGGAUGAUUUAUUGAAUCAACAAUUGAAAAAAAAGUUAUGGGUUAAGGAUACAUGGAAGUUAUGGAAUAUUAAUAAGUUAUUCUUUGGAUAUAGAGAUUCUUUAUUUUUGUUUCUUGGGCCUUUAUUUAUCACUAUCUCCUUAGGAUUUACAAUUAUAUUUACCCAAAUAACAUAUUUUCUUAUUUCUUUUAUAGCAAUAUUGUGUAAUUUACUACAGAAACGUUUUAUUAAAAUUAGAUAUAGAAAGAAAAGGCAUUUCUUUUGUUCUUUUAAUUUUUCUUUAAAAUUUAAACAAAGGUUAAUAGCAAUUUUAUCGUUAUUAUCUCUUGUAGCAGUAAUGGUUCCUUACCAAUUUGCAUAUCUUUUAGCAUGUGUUAUACAGUUUUUUACAUGUAUUAAAACAUAUCUAAAUAUUCAAAAAAUGGGCCUUGAAAAAGCCUUGCAUUAUAAAAAUUUUAGAAAUUAUGUAUAUUCUGUCUUAAUCUUAAUGUUAUUACAUUUACCUUUUAAUAUUCCAGUUUUAAUUGUAUGGGCAAAAAAGAUAUCGACAAAUUGGAUAAUACCAUUUUCAUCUCACCAUAACAUUUUUUCUGUCUUGCCUAUUAUUACUCUUGUUGAAUUUUUGGCUAAUGAAAAAAUGAUUAUGCAAGCAGAACCUAAAAUGGCAAAGGCACUUGACAUCAUUCUUUUAAUAUUUUCUGUCUUUUUAACUGUUUAUGGGUUUUAUUAUACGUAUUUUUUGCAUCAUUUGGUUAACAUUUUGUCAUUUUUCUUGUCGAUUCUUCAUUUUAUGCCAUUUUUACCUUUUUUUCAGCAAUUUAUUCAUUCUUUCAUGCAACAAAAAAAGCUAACUUAUUACUAA